Molecule: messenger RNA, 780 nt
Organism: Rosa chinensis
Lineage: Eukaryota; Viridiplantae; Streptophyta; Magnoliopsida; Rosales; Rosaceae
Product: stress response protein NST1
Exons: 2
Coding region: 45-602 (185 amino acids)
Source: RefSeq, a predicted model, not a curated record
AGAGUCUCGGACCAGUCCCAACUGAAAAAACGACACACAAAACAAUGGCGUCCUCCCGGUCUUCACUCUACCGCACCCUCCGCUCCCUCUCCACCACCACCAGACCCUCCCACCACAACAGCCACCACCACACCCACCGCUACACCGAGCCGAGCUCCUUCAUCGGAAGCUGGGACGCGCCGAGCAACCCCAAGGAGGCGCAGGCCAAGCUCGCGCAUCUCCGGCGAGACUACGCGAAGCAGGUCAAGGAGAUCCGCAAGGAGUACAUCAAGGAGGUCGAGCUGAUGAGGCUCGAGAAGCUCCGAAAGGACGAGGCCCGUAAAGAAGCCCUCAGGCUCCAGAACGAGGAGCGCAAGAGGCUCAAGGCCGAGGCCGCUAAGGUCCGGGCUCAACAGCGCCAGGUCGCCGAGGAAGAGUUCCGCCAAACCCUAUUAAAAGAAAGAGCAGAAAAGCUUGAGAAUUGGAAGAUGAAGGAAAUGCUUAGGGAAGAGAAGAAAAAACAGAAGAAUGAACUGCUACGACGUCAAAGUUCCCUAUGGAUUGAUGAACCAGAACUGGAAAAGAAGAUGCUUGAAGCCAUUGUUGAUACCAGACCCCUUUGAGUAUCCCAUUUUCAAUUUGGCUGGUUCUUACCAAGUCCAAAUGUUUUCAAUUUUUUUUCCGUCAUCCACUAAUAUCCAACCAUAUACAUUUUCCUUAUAUAAUUGUAUACUGCCUAAUGUCUGUUCAAGUUUUGGAAUAAUUCAAUAAUUGUUCGAAAGGAUUAUGGCCAUGCCGUCA